GGGAAGUGGGUGCUGUGCUGUGCUGUGCUGUUAGUGUUUGGUUUGGUGCGAUGCAUCUUCAUGACUGUUUUAAAACACACGAGCAGCGGGUUCACUGUGCUUAAGUUACGGACUGCGGUGGAGCGAUCGGCCCAGAGCAGAGUAAACAUCCAUCAGUUGAGACGUGCAGCGGGGGAAAGCUAGCUCCAGCCCAGCUAGACUCCGUGACGGCAGCCCGGAGCCAGAGAAGGGAGAGAGCCGCGUCGGUGAGCCAUGGGUUUCCGCAAGAAGAACAAGAGCCCGCCGGUGCUGAGCCACGAGUUUGUGAUCCAGAAUCACGCCGACAUGGUUUCGUGUUUGGCCAUGAUUAUCCUCCUCGGCUUGAUGUUCGAGGUCACAGCAAAGUUUGCCAUCAUGUUCAUCACAGUCCAGUACAACGUAACACAAGUUCUUGAUGAGAAGAUUGAGCCAGUGAACCUUUACCAGUAUGGCCCUAAAGAUGUGGCCACUGUGUUUUUCUACCUGCUUAUUGCGGUCAUCCUUCAUGCCUUGAUACAAGAAUAUAUUCUCGACAAAAUGAACAGGAGGUUGCACCUGUCAAAAACCAAACACAGCAAGUUCAAUGAGUCUGGACAGCUUGCGGCGUUCUACCUGUUCUCCUUCAUCUGGGGCUGCAGCAUCCUGACAGCGGAGGACUUUGCAACAAAUCCUACUUUCUUAUGGGAGGGUUACCCACACACUCACAUGGUUUUUCAGGUCAAGUUCUUCUACAUUUGCCAAAUUGCCUAUUGGCUCCAUGCACUUCCUGAGCUGUACUUUCAAAAAGUACGGAAGGAGGACAUCCCCCGCCAGCUCUAUUACAUUUGCCUUUACGUUGUCCACAUCACUGGUGCCUAUGUCUUAAACCUCCACCGACUGGGCCUAGUGUUGCUGGUCCCUCACUACCUGGUGGAGCUCCUGUUCCACGCUUCACGCCUCUUCUACUUCAGUGAUGAGAACAAGCAGAAGGGUUUUACUCUGUGGGCACUGCUUUUUGUCAUCGCCCGCCUCCUCACCCUCACACUCUCAGUUCUGACGUUUGGCUUUGGGCUGCCCCGCACAAAAAACCAGGGCUUUUCCUUAGCAGAAGGCAACUUCAAUGUGCUCACCGUAAGGAUGACUUGUUUGGCAGCUAUCUGCCUCACGCAGGCUUGGAUGAUGUGGAAAUUCAUUAACUUCCAAUUGAAAAAGUGGAGGGAGCACAGCCAGAACCAGGCCUCAAAGAAGAAGACAGUCAGCCCAAAGAGUAAGCCUCACAAAAGGGAGCCUACAAGGGGAGGUGCUGCCAAUGGGGUUGUGAAGUCUGACGAUAAAACAUCACCACGGGCAAGAAAAGCCAAAGCUUCAUAGAGGUGGAAGAAUUGGGGAAAAUAACAGAGUGAGGGAGUUCUGACAAUGUGACAUUAUGUCUUUAUACAACUUAAAAUUUUGUCUACUGCUCUCCAAAACAAAUGUUUAAGCGCACUAAGAAACCUUACAUAACUGUCCCCUUGGGGUUGAAACUCCAUUUUGAAAAAGUACAGUGUUACUGUCUGCUAGAAAUGUUUAUUAUUAAUUUGGGUUGUCUGCAGAUGGGACGUUGGCAGGACAAUGCUGGUUUUGAUGCUUUAACAGGAUAGAUUUAGUUCUUCAAAGUGUCCUUGUGUAAAACUAUGAUCACUCACCGGGUACUUUUAAACUCGUUGCUCUUCAGUAAUUUGAUAUGGAAUCAGUUAACAUCACAGUACCUUAAAAAGCGAAUUUUGACUUCAGGGCAACUUAAUAUCAAGCGUUAAUGUACAGAUUAACUGUAUGGGGUGUCACUGUAAGCUUGGGCCUCAUUCAGUUAAACUCGCAAAACAGGCCACUGGCUCAAGUCCCAAAAUAAAGCCUUUCUUGCUCUGGAAGAUAGCACUUCGGUAUUCUGCUGUUGUCAGGAAAAUGAAUUGCUCCAGAGGAAUAUUUGUGCUAUUUAGGUAUUUGGCAUAGCUGCAGCCAGAAAACUGAAGCAUGUACUUAACUCUUUUAUCAUUUACUGGCAUUUUGUGAUAGCCUCUGCCUUUGAAAUCCAACAUGUUACAGGAUUGAGGCACUUGUGUAUUUUUGUUUGCUUUUAUCACUUGCCUGGUAAUCAGCUUAACCCUGUUACAGGGCACUCAUCCAGGUUAGGUGACUUACCAAGAGGAAGCUAUACUGUAACCUGUGAUGCUGUACUGUAUGCAUACAGUUAAAUCUUUAUAACGGCAUGAUUGGAAACUUGAGCAAGAAAACUGUGCGAGGCUGCGAUUCAGUCUUUUUUAUGGUAAUGUCAAUGCAUGAUGGUUUAAGGCUAAAGACUUUAUGGCUAGUUCCUACCUGUGCUGUUGAGUUUGCAUCUCUCUCUCUCACACACACACACAAGCAUUCAGUGGCCUUUUUACAACUGCUGCAAGAGGUUUGAGUUAUUUAUUUUUGCCAUAUACUACAGAUAGUUAUUAUUUUAUAUGCUUUGAAAAGCUAUAACCAGCAAACACAGCGGUACAUAGCAACUGCGUUUAGUUAAUCCAAACAAUACAAUCUUUCUUCAAGUGUCCUUAUAAUGUCAGUGGUUUGUAUCACUCGUUCUGCUUGUGUUGCGUUCUGUUUGCCUUCUCUGUUCGCUUUUUUUUUAUUCUUGGGUAUCAGGAGACAUGCUAUUCACCACUUAACACUAUAAAUUACAUCCCAUGGUGCAAUGGGAGGUGUGUUUGUAAGGGGAUGUGUUUGUGUGUGUGUGUGUGUGUGUGUACAGUAUUGUUUUGCCUACUGUGUAUGUGAAUUAACUGGGCGUGAAUGAUGAUGAUGAUGGUGAUGACAACGAUGUUUAUUGCUUGUCUCUCGUAAAAAAAAAAUUGCCUGCGUGCAGAGCAUGAAAUGUGACAAUCUGUUUGACUCCUGCCCUGUUUGUUGUAUUUCACAAUCAUAUCCUAUCUUUUAGUUAGCUUUGGUUGGGUCCGUCUCACUUCCCAACACGCUUCUGUGUGUAACACACUGAGUUGUGGAUAGGUGUUCUAUAGGUUAUUGGUUACUUAAUGCUUAUGUGUUCAAUGUCUCUGCCCCUCAGAUGCCCUUUCCUGUGUGAGAGAGAUUCUGUGAUUUCUGUUUGCCAAAUGUGGCAUGUUUUGUCCUUCCUGCUUAACCUUUUCAAUGAUUCUGACAUUGCUAUGGAGCACACAUAUUGUACUGUUGGCCAUAUUCUUUCCUCUCAUGGACCAAGUCCUGCUCUACUACUAAACCACUGUGCAUGUGACGCUCUGUACAGAAAAGACUGUACUACCUGUCUGCAGACAGUUGGAGUUUGGAGUCUUUAGUCUAGAGCAGGGAGGAGAUGAAGAUGCCAUUCAUUUUUGCUCCCUUUAGCGCUCCUUAUUGGGACUUUGGUGGUCUUUAAAGCCCUAUGUCUGUGUAUGGCAGUGUCAUAGGAGGGAAGGAGGAGCAGAGGACUUAUGUACCAGCCUGUUAUUAAACUGUCUCAGAUAUAAAAGAGAAAAAAAACGGACUUAACCCUACACUGUACUAAAAUAUGUGUCAGAUUUUUAAGCUAUUUUUAUAGAGGGGAAACUGUUGAAAUUCACUGUUGUUCAGUACACACGUGUGAAUAUUUGUUUUGCAUCCAUAUUGAUAUGAAUUGUUUUUUAUAUAAGAAUGAAGCUUGCUGAACUGUUAGCGUGAGUAUACAUUGUGGUAUGAGUGUAAAAAUUAACUUAGCCUAAUGGUUUAUUUAACUUCAUGGCCUUAUUAGAGCAAAGUGAACUCAAUUGUAUAACAGUGCUCAGUUAACACUAUGCUGCAGGUGUACACUGCAGCUUUCACAACUACAUGUUUUAUGAUAGUGAAAUACACUGUCAUACUGACACUAGUCAUUAUCACAUCAGUUUAAAUAUGAUCAGAGGAGCAAAUGGUCAGUUAACUUUUUUAUUUGUUCCAGUCCUGCAGGUGUUUCUCAGUACUCGUGAUUACAGGCCCGGAUGUAGAACCAACAAACUACAUUUUGCAGAGUGAAACCAUCUGUAAGCUUUCCUUGCUCAUCAGAUGUCAUACUGUACAGCUGACGUUUAGGCUCUGAAAUAUGAGCCACUCGGCAGUUCGCGGUCCCCUCGCUUUGAGACACAAUAGCCUGUAUAAUCCUACAGGAACGCACUUUUUUUUUUUUUUUUUUGCAUAAUAUGCAUUAUGUCAGAGCACCAUAACACUGCUCACUUGGGCUGUUUCUGCAUUGAUGCUCAAUGAUUUACACAUUUGAAUUAAAACUGCAUUUUGUAAUUGUUGAAAACCAAAAAAAAAAGAAAAAAGACUGCAAUGAUUUAACUGUAUGAGCAACCACUAGGUGGCAACAAUCAUUAAUGCAUCUAACCAUGAGAUCACUAAAAAAAAAAAAGACCUGCACAGCAGAGACACACAUUUAGUGUAUUCUAUUAAUUAAUUCUGCAUUGUCUUUGAUUUGUUUUUAUUUUGCUGCUUGUUUAUAGAUGUUGCGAUAUAUUUCCUUUUCAAAUAUGUUGUCUCUGAACUGCUCUGAUGGUAUAAAUUUAUGCAAAAUAUUGUGAGUUCUGAUCAUUUUUCUUUGUCAUUAUUUUUUUUUAUUUCAUGUUUGAAUAAAGCUUUUAUUCAUUACACAAA
Siniperca chuatsi (mandarin fish) is the source of this 4635-nucleotide messenger RNA. Its product is annotated as Translocating chain-associated membrane protein 1-like 1-like. The record is from RefSeq and is a predicted model, not a curated record. The transcript is spliced from 11 exons. Gene Ontology annotation, biological process: protein insertion into ER membrane; SRP-dependent cotranslational protein targeting to membrane, translocation. The coding region runs from base 253 to 1368 and encodes 371 amino acids. Gene Ontology annotation, cellular component: endoplasmic reticulum membrane. Lineage: Eukaryota; Metazoa; Chordata; Actinopteri; Centrarchiformes; Sinipercidae.